Phytophthora infestans T30-4 is the source of this 861-nucleotide messenger RNA. RefSeq lists its product as uncharacterized. Lineage: Eukaryota; Oomycota; Peronosporomycetes; Peronosporales; Peronosporaceae. The record is from RefSeq and is a predicted model, not a curated record. The transcript has 9 exons. The coding region runs from base 1 to 861 and encodes 286 amino acids.
AUGAGCGAGAGCUUUUGGCUGAGGACUGCUGGGCCGAAUCCCAGAAUUGGUAUCGAGAGGAACAAUUUUCCGGCAACAGGCCGAAAGUUGCCCACACUUUUGCAGGCGGCGUACACACUCGGACAGCGGGCGGAGCGCACAGAGGAGCGUACAGAGGUGGCUUUAACGCAUCACGUCUGUCAGGAAGACAAGCAAGCGUCUGCGGAGGCCUUGGCCAUAUUAAUGGUGCUAUUGUGCGGAGACAAAGUUCCAGGGAACGAUUUCGUGUUCUUAGUCUCAGACGGCUAUGGCGCUCGAUUGGGGCAUAUCAAGCGUGUGUUCGAUACGACGUUAGGUUUCACGUGGAACGAGCCUGUCAAGGUGUACGUGAAACGCACAAACCACGCGCCACAGAAUAUUACGUGCUGGUGCCAUUCACGUCGAGCGACAUGGAAGUACCACUCGUUACAAUUUGGCACAAGGCGCGCCUGCGGAAGCACGGACAUGCAGCUUUCGUGCUCUUAUUGCUCGUACACGCGCAUUCAGGAGAAGCUACCUAGAGCUGCGGCGUUCAUGAGUGAGACCGGAAUCGAAGGCGGAGCUUCCACACAGCGACAUGCGGUUGUUAGCCAAGCACGGCUGCCCGACGGCAGUAUUGAGGAGGUUCCGCACAACACUACUUUUCGCCAGCUGCAAUUUAUCAAUCGCCAACAGAAUACAAUGGAGCAAGAACGAGCGGUCCAGCAUGCGAGAUGUGAUGAAGCGUAUCGGCUAAACGUCCCUCCUACCGUUUGCAUCCACCCCAUCGUGUACCCCAACACCUUGAUGUGCCUGAUCCAAGCAUGGAUAUUACUGAUGCUGAUCACGAAGAUGGCGCUAUAG